CAAAGGACAAAGGAAGCAGUACACCAAAAGGGCGACCCCAAGCCUUUUCUUUCUCUUCAACUUUUCUCUCUCUCUCUCUCUCUCUCUUCGUUUCAACCAUUUCAAUUUCCUUGGAACCCUCAAUCCCCUUUGCGGAUUAUCGGGCUCCGGAUCUGCCACCCAUUUCCCCAACACCACUGCCUUUCUCUCUCGGCCUCUUCCAAUUACGCUCCCCCUCUCCACUUCCUAUACUUGCUUACCUCACAAAGUUCAGAUAGGAAAACAGAGUUUGAAGAAAAGAAACAUGCACACGUAUAUACCCACAAACUCAUCCUAGCCAUAUAAAACAUCGCACGCCCUCUCUUUCUUGGAAAACUUGCAAGAACUACUCUAUUUUUUUUGUGUGUGUAAAAGAAACUGUAUUCUAGAAGACCAUAUAGAAUUUUAUCGUGGUUGUUGUUUUUGUCUUUUAUCGGGUGAUAAUAUGGCGGACAAUCCACCGGAGGGAUUAGGCGACGAUUUCUUCGAGCAGAUCUUGUCUGCGCAGCCAACAUAUACAAGUAGUGAGGCAGCGGCGGCAGUGGCAGCAGCUGGAUAUGGAGGGGGCGAUGUGGGUUCCGUCCCCAUGAUGCUGCAGUUAGGGUCUGGUGGUGGUGGCGGUGGGCUGCUGAGAGGGAUGGGGUUGGGGAUGGGUAUGACACCUUCUUUGGGGUUGAACUUGGAACAGCAGCAGCAUCAAGGGUUUCUGAGGUACGAGAGAUUCCGAGAAGAGAUUGUCGAUGGGAACAAUAAUUGCAAUAGCAAUAAUAAUAAUAAUGGGUCUUCUUCUUCUGCUGCAACUUCUGGAAUCAAUGAGAGAGAUUCGGUGCAGAUGAGUUUGUUUCCAGCGUUUGGACAGUUGCAGCUCCACCCAGUCCGGCCGACAGCACCAUCUCCACCACCUGGCCCACCCCAACUCAACCAGUUUCACAGCCAACAAACACCUGGACCAGUUGGCACUGCAGCACAUCCACCUGCCAUCCGCCCAAGGGUGCGUGCAAGAAGAGGGCAAGCCACAGAUCCCCAUAGUAUUGCUGAGCGGUUACGUCGAGAAAGAAUUGCAGAAAGAAUGAAGGCUUUGCAGGAAUUAGUUCCCAGCGCCAAUAAAACGGAUAGGGCAGCCAUGCUUGACGAAAUUGUGGAUUAUGUUAAGUUUCUGAGGCUCCAAGUUAAGGUUUUGAGCAUGAGUAGACUGGGUGGAGCAGGUGCAGUGGCUCAGCUUGUAGCUGAUGUACCCCUAUCAUCAGUUGAGGGGGAGGGCAUUGAAGGAGCAACAAAUCAACAAGCUUGGGAGAAGUGGUCAAAUGAUGGCACAGAGCAGCAAGUGGCUAAACUGAUGGAAGAAGACAUGGGAGCUGCCAUGCAAUUCCUUCAGUCCAAGGCCCUUUGCAUCAUGCCCGUAUCACUUGCUUCAGCCAUUUUCCGGACACAAGAAAGGGAUGCACUAACACUUGUUAAGCCUGAAUCAAAGAACCCUUCCUAGACCUCAAGAAAAAAAAAAAGAAAUUCCACUUGCUUCUCAGUUCGUCUCUGGCUCCCAGAAUCUGUAAUAGUUCAGCUCUUACUCUCAUGACAAUAGGUAUUUUAUAGUCUAAUCUAGUUUUUAUCUCCUUGCCUGACAAACUGUCUUCGGUGCAACUGUUUCAACUCUUGGUCUGAUUUUUGUCAAACUAGGAGUGGUUUUCAACUUUUCAUGCCUUGGCUUGAAGAAAAAAAACCUGUGGCACUUGAUGUCUUUCCCAUGGUCAAGUCCCGGAAAGGAUUUUUACCAAAAGCAUAAUCUAUGUCCUUUUUCUGGCACCAGUGGUGGAUUUAGUGGUAGAUAACCAAAAUAUUGGUGGUAGGGACUCUGUCCUUUCUUUUCUUUGUGGAUAAUGGAUUGUGGGGCCAUUUAAAAGGGUCGGAUGGGUUUGUUUAUGAUGUAUUUACAGAAAGUUUUAGUGAAAGUGGAAAAAGUUUGGUUGGUUGUCCAAUAAAGUUACGUUGGAAGCUUCUGUUUUUUCAA
Carya illinoinensis is the source of this 2023-nucleotide messenger RNA. RefSeq names its product transcription factor UNE12-like. Gene Ontology annotation, biological process: regulation of transcription by RNA polymerase II. The transcript has 7 exons. The coding region runs from base 464 to 1501 and encodes 345 amino acids. Gene Ontology annotation, molecular function: protein dimerization activity; DNA-binding transcription factor activity, RNA polymerase II-specific; RNA polymerase II cis-regulatory region sequence-specific DNA binding. The record is from RefSeq and is a predicted model, not a curated record. NCBI's taxonomy places the organism in Eukaryota, Viridiplantae, Streptophyta, Magnoliopsida, Fagales, Juglandaceae. Gene Ontology annotation, cellular component: nucleus.